AUGACCGGUGCCGCCUCCUGUGCUCCAGCAAUCCCCGUUGGCUCUACAAAGCCUAUAAUUCCGUUAACUGAGCCGUUUACCCGUCGAACGUGCAACGCUAUUCAAGAUGCACUUCGAUCAUCCUUCUCGCAGUCCGAGAACGCGGAUGACCGGUCAGAACCAACUGCGGCGGUUCUAAUUCCUCUUUGCAAUGUAAACGGGCAACCUGGACUCCUUCUCGAGGUUAGGGGAAAGCUGAGGACGCAUUCUGGGGAAGUAAGCUUUCCGGGAGGAAAGCUCGAUGAGACAGACUCCACGCCUCUAGCUGCUGCACUAAGAGAAACCCGAGAAGAAGUGGGUAUCCAUUCUAAUCAAAUUGAGAUUUUGGGUCGCCUUGCCCCCCCGGAGAAUUCUCUCAGUGGUAUGAGAGUAUGGCCUUAUGUUGGAUUCGUGUACCCCCCUGAGACCAGAUUUGACAAGGAAUCCGAUACCCAUAACUCAAAUGCACACAACGCAGCGCCGCUCCCCUCCUUACCACUUUCCUCGUUGACACUGUCGCGUCAAGAAGUCGCACAUGUGUUCCACCUCCCCCUUGCCGCCGCUGUAUCGCCGACGCGUCUGCAUUCCUACCUCUUCCGAGGGGCCCGGCCAUAUCAUGCUGUCAGCGUCGCAGAUUUGAUUGCAGGGCCGGGCGCGGUGCAUUCGGACCAGGGUCCAGGCGAUCAAGCGGAGGUUCGGUGGAUUGUCGACCCCGAACAAAGAGACGAGGUUGGUGGUGGUAGGGAGGGCCGGUUAGAGGUCUGGGGGCUAACAGGGUGGUAUCUCAACGUUUUCCUUCGAACCCUGGGGGUGUACGAAUGAAAGCGAUAGCCAACUACCGCCAACUCCAGUUGCCUCAGUGAAUUGACCGAAGAGGGAUAGCUCGGGCUCGGUGCCGUUCUUGUUCAUAUAUGUUUAGACAGUGUGGCCAAUAGACACGAC
This is a messenger RNA of Dichomitus squalens LYAD-421 SS1, 960 nucleotides long. RefSeq lists its product as uncharacterized. Gene Ontology annotation, molecular function: coenzyme A diphosphatase activity. The transcript has 4 exons. The coding region runs from base 1 to 840 and encodes 279 amino acids. The record is from RefSeq and is a predicted model, not a curated record. NCBI's taxonomy places the organism in Eukaryota, Fungi, Basidiomycota, Agaricomycetes, Polyporales, Polyporaceae.